Messenger RNA from Didymodactylos carnosus, 890 nucleotides. The record is from the annotation of a GenBank genome assembly. Lineage: Eukaryota; Metazoa; Rotifera; Eurotatoria; Philodinida; Philodinidae.
UAAGGUCUAAGGACAGAAGAACUCUUGAUAUUGCCACCAACAAUAUAUCAGCUGAAGGUGCAAAAGCAAUUGCAGAAGCCUUGAAAACAAACCAAACAUUAACAAGUCUUUAUAUGGAGAACAACAACAUAUCAGCUGAAGGGGCAAAAGCAAUUGCAGAAGCCUUGAAAACAAAUCAAACAUUAACAGUUCUUGAUAUUGAGAGCAACAAUAUAUCAGCUGAAGGGGCAAAAGCAAUUGCAGAAGCCUUGAAAACAAAUCAAACAUUAACAAGUCUUUAUAUGGAGAACAACAAUAUAUCAGCUGAAGGGGGAAAAGCAAUUGCAGAAGCCUUGAAAACAAAUCAAACAUUAACAAGUCUUUAUAUGGAGAACAACAAUAUAUCAGCUGAAGGGGGAAAAGCAAUUGCAGAAGCCUUGAAAACAAACCAAACAUUAACAGUUCUUGAUAUUGAGAACAACAAUAUAUCAGCUGAAGGGGCAAAAGCAAUUGCAGAAGCCUUGAAAACAAACCAAACAUUAUCAGUUCUUGAUAUUGAGAGCAACAAUAUAUCAGCUGAAGGGGCAAAAGCAAUUGCAGAAGGCUUGAAAACAAACCAAACAUUAACAAGUCUUUAUAUGGAGAACAACAAUAUAUCAGCUGAAGGGGCAAAAGCAAUUGCAGAAGCCUUGAAAACAAACCAAACAUUAUCAGUUCUUGGUAUUAACAGCAACAAUAUAUCAGCUGAAGGGGCAAAAGCAAUUGCAGAAGGCUUGAAAAAGUAUAAGUCAAUAAUUAAAAGAAAAUCUAAUCGAGUUAAAUUUUUUAUUAAUUUCAAUCCAUUAAUAUCUCGUCCACCAUCAGAUGUUAAAUAUCAAAUGAUAACUGUUUUAAAUGGAUUACUGAGAUAG